UAUUUCCCACCUCACGACUAUACUCUCAUCAUCAGAUCACUCAUCUCUGUCCGUAGAUUCCUUUCUCCUCACUAACCGUCCGAUCUCUCCAUCCAACGGUCACCAUUCAUCUCCCUUCUUACUUAUUCUCUUCACUUCCUUUCUCCAACGUCCCUCCCUCACUCCCUCUCUCGCCGCCGACGCUAACAAACAAUGGCGUCUCUCGCCCUCUCCGGCUCCUGCUCCCUCGCCUUCCCCCUCAAAUCCCGCUCCCUCCUCCUCCCCCGUCCCCCCUCCUCCCUCAAUCCCCUCAAAAAACCUCUCCGAUCUCGCAUCUCCCUCGUGAAAUCUCCACUCACAAUCUCUCUCACGAAGAGAUCAACACUCGUUAAGGCUGCAGCUUCCUCCUCUCCGGCGCCUGUUGUCCCCGCUCCGGCGCCAUGGCAAGGAGCAGCGAUCAAGCCUCUCCUCGCAUCGAUCGCCACGGGAGUGAUCAUCUGGUUCCUCCCCGUGCCCGAAGGAGUCACACGAAACGCGUGGCAGCUCCUCGCGAUCUUCCUCGCCACGAUCGUCGGAAUCAUCACACAGCCCCUCCCGCUCGGCGCCGUGGCGCUACUCGGACUCGGCGCAUCAGUCCUCACCAAAACCCUAACCUUCGCCGCGGCCUUCUCCGCCUUCGGAGACCCCAUCCCCUGGCUAAUCGCGCUCGCCUUCUUCUUCGCGCGCGGAUUCAUCAAAACGGGCCUAGGCAACCGCGUCGCCUACCAGUUCGUCAAACUCUUCGGAAGCUCGUCUCUAGGGCUAGGUUACAGCCUCGUCUUCAGCGAAGCCCUUUUAGCUCCGGCGAUCCCGUCGGUGUCCGCGCGUGCCGGUGGGAUUUUCCUCCCUCUGGUGAAGUCUUUAUGUGUGGCGUGUGGGAGUAACGUUGGGGAUGGGACGGAGCAUAGGCUCGGGUCGUGGCUGAUGCUGACGUGUUUCCAGACGUCGGUGAUCUCGUCGUCUAUGUUUUUGACGGCGAUGGCGGCGAAUCCGUUGAGUGCGAACUUGGCGUUUAAUACGAUUAAGCAGACGAUUGGGUGGACUGAUUGGGCGAAAGCGGCGAUUGUGCCUGGGAUUGUGUCGUUGAUUGUUGUUCCGUUUCUGUUGUAUCUUGUUUAUCCGCCGACGGUUAAGAGUAGUCCGGAUGCUCCCAAGCUGGCUCAGGAGAAGUUGGAUAAGAUGGGGCCUAUGUCUAAGAAUGAGUUGAUUAUGGCUGCCACUUUGUUUCUCACUGUUGGUCUCUGGAUUUUUGGAGCUAAGCUGAGUGUAGACGCUGUGACUGCAGCCAUUCUUGGAUUAUCAGUGCUUCUUGUGACAGGUGUUGUCACAUGGAAAGAGUGCUUAGCUGAGUCGGUUGCGUGGGACACUCUCACUUGGUUCGCUGCUCUCAUUGCAAUGGCUGGUUAUCUUAACAAAUACGGUCUCAUCGAGUGGUUCAGCCAGACCGUAGUCAAGUUUGUGGGAGGAUUGGGUUUGUCAUGGCAACUAUCAUUUGGAAUCCUCGUCCUCUUGUACUUCUACACUCAUUACUUCUUUGCGAGUGGAGCUGCUCACAUCGGAGCUAUGUUCACUGCAUUUUUGUCUGUCUCAACAGCUCUAGGCACACCACCUUACUUUGCAGCCUUGGUUCUUGCAUUCCUCUCGAACCUGAUGGGAGGACUGACCCAUUACGGUAUCGGGUCUGCGCCUAUUUUCUACGGGGCUAACUACGUGCCGCUUGCCAAAUGGUGGGGCUAUGGAUUCUUGAUCUCAAUAGUCAACAUUCUUAUCUGGCUUGGUGUAGGUGGAGCCUGGUGGAAGUUCAUUGGCUUGUGGUGAUGACCAACCUCCACACACUAGCAUUCUCAUUCUUUCCCCUUACUUAUAUAUUAAUCUCUUAGAGUGGCUAAGGAUUAAGGAUUGAUAAUCAGGAUUUUUAAGAGUGUAAGCUCGUUAUACUAUCGCAUCACAUUUUGAGGUGUAAGCAGAUCUUAACUUGCAUCAAUUUUGUUUGUCUCUUAACUUCUUGUUUUUGAGUGAGACCACACCACCUUUACUUUAUUAGCC
This is a messenger RNA of Eruca vesicaria subsp. sativa (arugula), 2064 nucleotides long. The record is from the annotation of a GenBank genome assembly. NCBI's taxonomy places the organism in Eukaryota, Viridiplantae, Streptophyta, Magnoliopsida, Brassicales, Brassicaceae.